AUGAAAAUUAUGAGAAGAACAACUUCUCAAUUUGGUCAUCAUGUUAUUCAAAAGGGUCGUAUUAUAUCAAAACCUAUUAUUCAACCAAGACCUAUUGAUCAAGUUCAAAUGUCUGAAUCACAAUCAAAUAAUAAAAAUCAACAUAAGCCAAAAUAUUUUACUAAUGGUGAUAUUCUUUUUCCGAGUGAUGAAAUUCAAUUUUUUCGUUCGAAACGAUUGAAACGAAAAAUAAUUGAUGAAACAAAUAUUUUUGGUCUUAGUAAUCGAUGGCCACAUGGAAUAGUACCAUAUGAAUUUAUUUCAGGAAUUGAUUAUCGUGUGCAACAAAAUGUAUUGAAUGCUAUUCAACAUUGGCAUGAACGUACAUGUAUUCGUUUUGAACCUUAUAAUCCAUCACGUCAUUGGAAUAUAGGUGCAAAAAUUAUCAUUGAAGAUACUGGAACAGGAUGUGCAACAUUUGUUGGUUAUCGACCAUCUUCAAAUGGUUUUCUUUCAUCUUAUUCUCUUUAUUUACCUUUACAUUGUCCACUUGGUUCAGCUAUUCAUGAAUUAGGACAUGUUAUUGGUUUUUAUCAUGAAAUGGCUCGUGCGGAUCGUGAUCAAGAAAUAGAUAUACAUUUUCAUUUAAUGUCAACAAAUGAAGCAACACAAUAUGUUAUAAUGACACGUUCAAUACAUGAUUAUUAUAGUCAACCUUAUGAUCUUGGUUCUAUAAUGCAUUAUUAUCCUACAGAUCUUAUGGUAGCUCGUGAUAGUCGACGUACUUUUCUUAUGGGUCAACGUGUAGCUUUAUCAUAUCUUGAUAGUAAAUUAGCAAAUUUAGGUUAUUAUUGUGGUGAUGUUUGUAAUCCAAAGCCAAUAUGUGAAAAUGAAGGUUAUGUUAAUCAAUAUUGUAAAUGUACAUGUCCAGAUGGUUUUUAUGGUGAUCAAUGUAAUUUAUUACAAGGAUAUUUAGCAACACCUUGGCAUGUUUCAGAAAACAAUUUACAUUUUAAUUCCAUAGAAAAAGAAAAACCUCAAACAAUGCCAAUAUCAUUGUUAAAAACAUUAGCAAGUGACACUUCAACAAAUAAUGGUGUUCGAUGGCUUGAAUGGAGUGAUUGGUCUAAUUGUAGUGAAUCUUGUGGUAGUAGUGUUCGUGUUCGUACACGUCUAUGUUCGAAUACAGUUAUAGAUGGUAAUUCAGAACCAUGUUCAUCAUUAAGAGGUAAUUCAUUCGAAAUUGAAUCAUGUCGACAUCCAGGAUGCAAACAAGCUGAUAUUAUAAUGAGUUGUACAUUUGAUCUUGCUGAUGAAUUAUGUCCAAUAAAAAUUCAUAAUAAUUGGCAAAUACAAGAUGGAAUGCAAGCAGAUCAAACUCGACCUAUUUAUGAUCAUACAAUUGGAGAUGGAAAAUAUCUUGUUAUUAUUGGAACUACAGAUCAAUUUAAUGAUUCACAAAAAUUUCAAUUAGGUCCAUUUACUCAUUCGAAAUCAUC
This is a messenger RNA of Rotaria sordida, 1478 nucleotides long. Lineage: Eukaryota; Metazoa; Rotifera; Eurotatoria; Philodinida; Philodinidae. The record is from the annotation of a GenBank genome assembly.